Molecule: messenger RNA, 3186 nt
Organism: Pteropus alecto (black flying fox)
Lineage: Eukaryota; Metazoa; Chordata; Mammalia; Chiroptera; Pteropodidae
Product: guanine nucleotide-binding protein G(s) subunit alpha isoforms XLas
Exons: 15
Coding region: 1-2856 (951 amino acids)
Biological process (GO): adenylate cyclase-activating dopamine receptor signaling pathway; sensory perception of chemical stimulus
Cellular component (GO): heterotrimeric G-protein complex
Molecular function (GO): G-protein beta/gamma-subunit complex binding; insulin-like growth factor receptor binding; mu-type opioid receptor binding
Source: RefSeq, a predicted model, not a curated record
AUGGGCGUGCGCAACUGCCUCGACGGCAAUAAUAUGUCAGGACAACGCAAUAUCCCCCUUGAACUCGGGGAACAGCCCGAGCAACCAUCUUUGGAGGCCUCAGGGGCAGCUGCCCCCAGUGCUGGGCCUGGCGCAGCCGAAGAGAUGGAGACCGAACCGCCUAACAGCGAGUCCAUCCCCAUCAAGACCGAAGGCGAGGCCUGUGGACCCCCAGAGGUCUCCAAGCCCAACUUCCAGGGCCUCGGCCAAGCCCUGGAGGAAGCCGGAGCCCAUGGAGGUUACAGCCCACCUCCUGAGGAAGCCAUGCCCUUCGAGGCCGAGCAGCCCAGCGUGGGAGGCUUCUGGCCUGCCCUGGAGCAACCUGGAGGCACCAGUGGGGCCCAUGCAAACCUCGAGGGCCUCAGCCCAGCACUGGUGGAGCCUGGAUCCUUCCAUGAGGCCAGGCCAGGCCUGGGAAGCUACAGCCCUCCACCAGAAGAAGCCAUGCCCUUUGAGUUUGAGCAGCCUGCCGGGGGAGAUUGCAGCCAGUCUCUCCUGCAGGUCUCAGACCUCACUCCAGGAGGUCCGGGAGCAGGGGUCCUCAGCGCUCCUCCUGAGGAGCCCGGAGCCCCCAGUCCUGCAAAGGCAGGCUUCAGAGGAGGCUGCAGCCCUCCCCCGGAGGAGGCUAUGCCAUUUGAAUUUGAUGGAGCAGCCUUUGGAGAAGACGGCCCAGCCUCCGGGCUCCCCGGAGCUAUCCUACAAAUCGACGGCGGUGGCGGCAGCCAGGUCGCGGCAGUCGCGGUGCCGAGUGCGGUCCUUCUCGCUCCCGCCACGAACGAGCCCCCCCACGGGGUCCCAGACGCCAUCGGCAGCCCAUCCCGAGAGGCUGUCAGACCUUCUCCACACUUCGCAGGCGACAGCCCCCCGAUGGAGAUCUCCGGAUCCCCGCUCAAGAUUGGCAGCACCCCCGUUGGGGUCGACGACGCUCCCAUCAACAUGGACAGCCCCCCAAUCGCGCUUGACGACCCGCCCAUCGAGGUCUCCCGAGCCCCAGUUAAGAGAGCGCGAGCAGAGGGAGAGAGACCCCCAGUUGAAGGAGAAGCAGCCGAGAUGGAAAGAAGCUCAGCCGCAGCUGCCGGGGAGGGAGGCAAAGUCCCCUCUCCAGGAGACGGAGCUCCUGCCGCCCCUGAUGCCCCAGCCGCCGGGGCCGCCCCAGCCCCUGCUGCCCCUGCCUCCGGAGCCCGCCCCAAGAUCCGUUUCCUCAGACCCCCCAGCCCCGAGAUACAGGCUGCCGAUCCGCCUGUUCCGCGGCCUCCUCGCGCGUAUGCCUGGCGGGGCAGGUCUGAGCGCGGCCGGGGCCGCGACGACGACGAAGGAUCGGUCAGUAGCGACGACGACCGCAGCAGCGAUGGGUCCGACGAUGGGACCUUCGGAUGCCAUCGCUGCGUGCAGCCCCGGCGAAGCCGCCGCCGCCGAAAGCCCCGGCGCAACUUGCUCCGCAACUUCCUCGCGCAAGCCUUCGGGGGCUGCUUCGGCCGAGCCGAGAGCGCCGAGCCCAGAGCCCCGCGAAGCCCCAAGGUCAAGAAGAUUCCACUGGCGGAGAAGCGCAGACAGAUGCGCAGGGAGGCCCUGGAGCGGCGCGCUCAGAAGCGCGCAGAGAAGAAGCGCAGCAAGCUCAUCGACAAGCAGCUACAGGACGAAAAGAUGGGUUACAUGUGUACACAUCGCCUGCUGCUUCUAGGUGCUGGAGAAUCUGGUAAAAGCACCAUUGUGAAGCAAAUGAGGAUCCUGCAUGUUAACGGGUUUAACGGAGAGGGCGGCGAAGAGGACCCGCAGGCUGCCAGGAGCAACAGCGAUGGUGAGAAGGCCACCAAGGUGCAGGACAUCAAGAACAACCUGAAGGAGGCCAUUGAAACCAUCGUGGCCGCCAUGAGCAGCCUGGUGCCCCCCGUGGAGCUGGCCAACCCCGAGAACCAGUUCAGAGUGGACUACAUCCUGAGCGUGAUGAACGUGCCGGACUUUGACUUCCCUCCCGAAUUCUACGAGCACGCCAAGGCUCUGUGGGAGGACGAGGGCGUCCGCGCCUGCUACGAGCGCUCCAACGAGUACCAGCUGAUUGACUGCGCCCAGUAUCAGAAGUACAGGUUCAAGAUGAAGGUUUUGACCGCUCCGGGAGGGGGCGGGGCGGAGCGCGCGUUAGUAGCAGUUAGGGCAGCUGGAGAGCUGCAUUUCAUGGACCACAUGGAGCGGAAGGGCACUGUGUCGGCUUCCUGUUCGGACCUGCUUCGCUGCCGCGUCCUGACCUCUGGGAUCUUCGAGACCAAGUUCCAGGUGGACAAAGUCAACUUCCACAUGUUCGACGUGGGCGGCCAGCGCGACGAGCGCCGCAAGUGGAUCCAAUGCUUCAACGAUGUGACCGCCAUCAUCUUCGUGGUGGCCAGCAGCAGCUACAACAUGGUCAUUCGGGAGGACAACCAGACCAACCGCCUGCAGGAGGCUCUGAACCUCUUCAAGAGCAUCUGGAACAACAGAUGGCUGCGCACCAUCUCCGUGAUCCUGUUCCUCAACAAGCAAGAUCUGCUCGCCGAGAAAGUGCUCGCGGGCAAGUCCAAGAUCGAGGACUACUUCCCCGAGUUCGCGCGCUACACUACUCCUGAGGAUGCUACUCCCGAGCCCGGAGAGGACCCGCGCGUGACCCGGGCCAAGUACUUCAUCCGCGACGAGUUCCUGAGAAUCAGCACUGCCAGCGGGGACGGGCGCCACUACUGCUACCCCCACUUCACCUGCGCCGUGGACACCGAGAACAUCCGCCGCGUCUUCAACGACUGCCGUGACAUCAUCCAGCGCAUGCACCUCCGCCAGUACGAGCUGCUGUAAGAAGGGAACCCAGAUUUAAUUAAAGCCUUAAGCACAAUUUAUUCAAAGUGAAAUGUAACUGUACACGCGGUUAGUCACCCACCAUAGGGCGUGGCUAACAAAAGCACCCUUCCCUUCCCCCCGUGAUUUUGCGAAAACCCCUUUUCCCCUGCAGCUUGCUUAAAUAUUCCAAAUUUAGAAAGCUUAAGGCGGCCUACAGAAAGAAAAUUAAAAGGCCACAAAAGUUCCCUCUCUCUUUAAGUAAAUGAAAUAACAGCAGCCGACAGAAUUAAAUAAAUAUUGUCUUGUGCAGCAUUAAAAAAAAUCAAUAAAAAUUAAAUGUGAGCAAAA